AUGAAUAAAAAAUUAACAAAAUUAAUUGAAAAAGAUAUAAUAAUUUUAUUAAUAAAUUAUUUUUUAAUUCCAAAAAAUAAAAAAUAUGUAAAUAAAAAUUUUUAUUAUUCAAAAUUGGGAUUAUAUUAUUACCAAGAUGAAGUUUUAAAUUUAUGUUUGGUUUCAAAAGAAUGGUAUUUUUUAAUUUCCCCACUCAUUUCAUAUGAAAUAAUAAAAGAUCAUGGUGAAGAUAUAAUUAUGGACAAAUGGUUUAGAAAAGAAUUGUAUCAAAAUCAAUAUAUAGAACAAUUUAAAAAUGUUUCAAACAUAAAUAAUUCAAUUGAAAGCAUUGGGCCAAGUAGAUAUUUAAAAAACGAACCAAUUUAUAUAUCAGUAUUGUCAAUUUCAAAAUAUAGUUUAAGCCAAAGUUUGAAUAAAAUUUUUAAAUUAAUUAUAAAUAAAAAUUGGUCAAUUAUUAAAAUUAAAAAAGAAAUAAUUUCAGACUUUUUUAGUAAUAAUAUUAUAAUUAUAAAAAGUUAUGGUAAAAAUUAUCCAGAUACAGAAAAAUAUAACAAUUUUAAAAGAGUAUCUUUCAUUUGUGUAAAUGAAAUGAAAUAUGAAGCAACAUGCACAUUUCCACCCAUUCCAAAUCGUCAAUUACUGUCUGAAAUUGCAUGUCUUAAUAAACCUUUAGGUGUAGAAUUAAAGUUUUGGAAAAAGUUACCAUUAAUUGAAUUAAAAAUUGAUGGUUUACAAUUUAGUCAUUUAGUUAAUAAUGAUCUAACUCAAUUAAAACAUUUAAAACUUUAUUCUUGUCCUUCUUCAUUACAUGCAAGUACAUUACAACCAGGUGCUUUGAUAUCUUUGAAUAAAAGAUGUCCAACUUUAAAAACACUUGCAAUUCAGGUACCAUUUCAUUUAAUAAACAAACAUUAUCAUGGAUGUAAAAUAACUAAACAAUGUUUUAAUGGAGAUAAUCUUUCAAAAAAUAUUUCCAAAGAAUGGAAUGAAUUGAUAGUCACACUUUCUAAUAAUACAUCAAUUGUGAAUCUAACCAUUUCAAAUUUUCCAUGCGAAUACUUUCUAGACCCAAUAAAAUGUUAUGAAUAUUCAAAUUUAGAAUUAAAUGAAAAUACAAUCAAAUGUAUAUCAGAUGGAUUUUAUAAUCUUAUUAAAAAUAAUAAAACCAUUAAAUUUUUAAGAUUAAUAAAUAUUGAUUGUAGUGUUUCUCCAAAUUCAUUUUCAGCUUUACUAUUUAAUUCAACGAUUAAAACAUUAGUUAUAAAUAAUUUUUCAAUAGGACCUUCAUUCUCUACAUCAAUAAUUGAAUAUUUAUUUUCUGAUAUAUUUUCUAAAAAUGAUUCAUUAUCCUCAUCAUCAUCAUCUUCAUCAUCAUUAAAUAUAAUGUAUAAUUAUUCAUCAAUUAGAAGAAUCAAAUUUUCUGUUGAUAAAACUGAUUUAUAUUCAAAUAUUAAAUGGAUUUCUUUCAUUUUAAAUUGUAUGAAAAAGUAUCCAAAUACAACACUUUAUUCAAUUCAAUUACCAAUAGAUAUAUUUGAUAAUUAUGAUGAUGUAAUUUCAUUAUUUCAAUCACCAAACUCAAUCUCAAUAAAUGAAUUGAUUUUAGAUUUUCCAUAUCAUGAUUAUUAUCGUAUAGUAAAUAAAAGACAAAUUAUAGAUAAAAUUCAAGAUUUAAAAAAACAAAUUCAAGCUACCAUCAACAAUAACAAAAGUGAAAAUAAAACAUUAGUAUCUUUUUAUUUUGGAGCAUAA
Molecule: messenger RNA, 1752 nt
Organism: Dictyostelium discoideum AX4
Lineage: Eukaryota; Evosea; Eumycetozoa; Dictyosteliales; Dictyosteliaceae
Exons: 3
Coding region: 1-1752 (583 amino acids)
Source: RefSeq, a predicted model, not a curated record